ACAAACAAAACAAGAGUCUUUAUGUCCAAAACACAAACUACUACUCUAUGUUUUUGGACUGUUUGUAUUGGCCAAAUCUCUCUGUUCUCUCUCUUCUUUUUCUUCUGUGUGUCUCUCUCUCUAUCUGUUAAACGAUGAAGUUCUUCAUCUUCUCCAGUUGGAGUUCAUGGGCAGUUCUGUUAAUGGCGGUAACGGCCAUGGCAGCCUCCUCGGACUCAGAAUCUAGAAAGCUCGAUCAGACGCCGACUUGGGCCGUCGCCGGAGUUUGCACUUUCAUCAUCAUCAUCUCCAUAGUCCUGGAAAAAGUCCUCCACAAGCUCGGAACGUGGUUCACAGAAAGGCACAAGAUCUCUCUUUUUGAGGCCCUUGAGAAGGUCAAAGCUGAGCUGAUGAUUCUGGGUUUCAUUUCACUGCUGUUGACUUUCAGUCAAAGUUACAUUGCCAAAAUCUGUAUUCCUAAACACAUAGCAGAGACCAUGUUGCCAUGCUCACUUAAAAAAGAGGCGAAAAAAUCCACCGAAGAAGAACAUCGGCGGAGACUUUUAUGGUUCGAGCACAGAUUUUUAGCCGGUUCUGGCUAUUCUGCAACGUGCAAAGAAGGAAAAGAAUCACUUAUUUCUGUCGAGGGAUUGCACGAACUACACAUCCUUAUAUUCUUCUUAGCAUUUUUCCACGUGCUAUUCAGCGGUAUCACAAUGAUGCUUGGAAGGCUAAAGAUUCGUGGCUGGAAGAAAUGGGAGCAGGAAACGUCAACCCACAACUAUGAAUUUUCAAAUGAUCCCUCAAGAUUCCGACUUACUCAUGAAACAUCAUUUGUCAGAGCGCAUACCAGUUUCUGGACGCCGAUUCCAUUCUUCUUCUAUGUUGGAUGCUUCUUUCGACAGUUUUUUAGGUCUGUUAGCAAGGCCGACUACAUGACAUUGCGCAAUGGAUUCAUCACGGUCCACUUAGCUCCUGGAAGUAAAUUUAACUUUCAAAAGUACAUCAAGAGAUCGUUGGAGGACGACUUUAAGAUAGUUGUUGGAGUAAGUCCUGUCUUGUGGGCAUCAUUUGUUGUCUUCUUGUUACUGAAUGUUCAAGGAUGGCAAGCAUUAUUUUGGGCAUCAUUGAUCCCUCUUAUUAUAAUCUUAGCAGUAGGAACAGAACUUCAGUCCAUCUUGACAAAGAUGGCUCUCGAAAUCACCGAAAGGCACGCAGUGGUCCAGGGGAUUCCUCUUGUGCAGGGAUCAGAUCAAUACUUUUGGUUUGGUCGGCCCCAUUUGGUUCUUCAUCUUAUCCAUUUUGCUUUGUUUCAGAAUGCUUUUCAGAUAACAUAUUUCUUAUGGAUAUGGUAUUCUUUUGGACUGCAGUCAUGUUUUCAUGCCAAUUUCACGCUUGCCAUUAUGAAACUAGUUUUGGGGGUUGGUGUUCUAUGCUUGUGCAGCUACAUCACACUUCCCCUCUAUGCUCUUGUAACUCAGAUGGGUUCGCGGAUGAAGAAAUCCAUCUUUGAUGAGCAAACAUCCAAGGCCCUUAAGAAGUGGCACAUGGCUGUGAAAAAGAAGCAUGGAGGGAAAGGAAGCAAGUCCUCCACAGUUACUCUUGGUGGAAGCUCAACUAUAUCCAAGGUGCACUCCUCAGGACACACUCUUCACCGUUUCAAAACCACCGGCCACUCAACCCGCUCAUCAAUCUAUGACGAUACUGAGACAUCUGAUAUGGAAACUGAGCUCUUGUCCCCAACAUCGACGGCAGACUUGGUCGUGAGAGUGGAUAAUGAUGAGGAAGCAACCGAAAUAAAUGGAUCCCAACGCAGAGAAGAAGAGACCAGAAGUGAAGAUGAUUUCUCAUUUGUAAAGCCAGCCCCGCAAAGACAACCAUGAAAGGUUUGCCGUUGGCGGCAAUUGCAUCACAUUUUGUAUUGAAUUUUUCAUGAAAGUAAAAAUACAUGUUAGAGAAAUAUAUUGAAAUUGUAUCAGUUACUAAUGGAAGCUUUUUUUGUACAUUAAAAUUUUAAUAAAAAUUUUGCUUUUGUUAGCAGCAUGUACUGUAAAUUGUGAUAAAACUUUUUCCCUUGUGUGUCCUCCGAGCCUUUGAUAGGUCAGCAUUUCAUUUG
This is a messenger RNA of Morus notabilis, 2095 nucleotides long. RefSeq names its product MLO-like protein 8. Bases 135 to 1862 code for a protein of 575 amino acids. Gene Ontology annotation, cellular component: membrane. The transcript is spliced from 15 exons. Gene Ontology annotation, biological process: defense response. The record is from RefSeq and is a predicted model, not a curated record. Lineage: Eukaryota; Viridiplantae; Streptophyta; Magnoliopsida; Rosales; Moraceae.